Penicillium vulpinum is the source of this 255-nucleotide messenger RNA. RefSeq lists its product as uncharacterized. Bases 1 to 255 code for a protein of 84 amino acids. The transcript has a single exon. Lineage: Eukaryota; Fungi; Ascomycota; Eurotiomycetes; Eurotiales; Aspergillaceae. The record is from RefSeq and is a predicted model, not a curated record.
AUGAUGAUCAUUACCAUCGAAUUGACUGAGGUUCCGGAGCUAAAGAGGUUUAUUGAUAUCAAAAAUGAUGGCCUCGAAGAAGAAAAGGAUCCAGGAAGCAAGUUGACAACGGACGACGUGUUCAGGUAUUGUCAACGGAUCAUCGACAAUAUUAGGCUGAGUGGAUCGGAAGGUAUCGGUGCAGCUGGGGGAAAUCAAAAUCAAUCCCGUUCAAACCAAGAGUCUCGCUCACAAAGCUCUGGUUCUAGCCACUAA